UUUACGGACAUUAUAAUUCUUGCUCGAGUUUGGGGCCUCAGCUUAGUUGUUUUUCCCUGUCCUCUUCUUCUUCGUCUAUUCAAUUCUCUCUAGCUUCUGUCCAAAAAAGUUUCACUUUUCACUUCACCCUUUUCGUUAUUUGUCAAUAUCUCCAAUUUUCUUGAAAAGGAUUCAACUUUUAUUUGACAAGAUUCCGAUUCCAUAUCGAAUUUGAGCUUCUAGGCUUUCUUGUAUUUGUUUUUGAGGUUUUGGGUUCGAUAGUUUUGAGGAAUCCAUUCAUAAAGGAGCUGUCUUUAAUCGAAUUAAGCCAACUUUGUAUGGUUUCUUGAUUCUCUUUUAUCUCAAAAGGGGCUUUUUUUAAGACAUUUAGUUUAAAUUCUGCCCACGAAUUUCAUCCCAUUUGUUUUGCUGAUAAUUUAUGUCAAACUCUUCACACAAGGAAAGUUUUCUUACCACAUAGCUGUACUCUUUUGCUUCUCUCUAAAAGAUAAAGAUUGCUCUGCUAACUGCAGUUUUGCCCCUUUUAGCUUCUCAAAGUGGAUCGAAGUUUGUUGAUUUCAAGAAGAUGAACGGAGCUGCAUUGGUAGCAAUUGCUGCCACAAUUGGCAACUUCUUGCAGGGAUGGGAUAAUGCAACCAUUGCAGGUGCGGUCGUUUACAUUAAAAAAGAGCUUGAGUUGUCCGCUGCCAUAGAAGGGCUUAUUGUGGCAAUGUCGCUCAUUGGUGCCACGCUUAUCACCACUUGCUCGGGGACGAUUUCGGACUGGGUUGGUCGACGCCCUAUGCUUAUUUGUUCGUCCAUGUUCUAUUUCCUAAGCGGGAUUAUAAUGCUGUGGUCACCUAACGUCUAUGUCCUGCUCCUAGCAAGGCUGUUGAAUGGAUUUGGUAUUGGGCUUGCCGUUACUCUCGUCCCCCUUUAUAUAUCCGAGACUGCACCCUCGGAGAUACGAGGCCUGUUGAAUACGCUGCCCCAGUUCACUGGCUCCGGUGGGAUGUUUUUGGCGUAUUGUAUGAUUUUUGGGAUGUCGUUGCUGGCCUCGCCCAGCUGGCGACUGAUGCUGGGAGUUCUUUCUAUCCCGGCUCUUCUAUAUUUUGUCUUGACAGUCUUCUUUUUGCCUGAAUCUCCUCGGUGGCUCGUGAGUAAAGGGAAGAUGCUCGAGGCAAAACGAGUGUUGCAGAGACUACGUGGCAGGGAGGACGUUUCUGGUGAAAUGGCUUUAUUGGUCGAGGGCCUCGCUGUCGGUGGUGAGACGUCGAUAGAAGAGUACAUCAUCGGUCCAGCAGACGAAAUAGACGAGGACCAGGAACCAACUGCAGAUAGAGACACCAUCAAACUGUACGGACCCGGGGAGGGACUCUCAUGGAUUGCGAAGCCCGUCACCGGGCAGAGUCGCCUCAGCAUGGCUUCUCGCCAAGGAAGCAUGGUAACUACGAACGUGCCUCUCAUGGACCCACUGGUGACGCUCUUCGGCAGCGUCCACGAGAAGCUUCCGGAGAUGGGGAGCAUGCGAAGCAUGCUGUUCCCCAACUUCGGCAGCAUGUUCAGCACUGCCGAGCCUAACAUGAAGAAUGAAGAGUGGGACGAAGAAAGCUUGCAGAGAGAAGAUGAGGGCUAUGCAUCGGAUCAUGGUGACGUAGAGUCUGACGAUAACUUGCAUAGUCCGUUGAUUUCACGUCAAACGACAAGCAUGGAGAAGGACGGCAUGGUGCCCCAAUCCCACGGCACCGUCUUGACUAUGCGACGACACAGUAGUCUAAUGCAAGGGAAUGCCGGAGACGCGAGUAGCAUGGGCAUCGGCGGUGGCUGGCAGUUGGCGUGGAAAUGGUCCGAACGAGAAGGGGAAGAUGGCAAGAAAGAGGGAGGUUUUAAGAGGAUAUAUUUGCACGAGGAGGGCGGUGUCCCCGGCUCCAGACGAGGCUCCCUUGUUUCACUCCCCGGAGACCACGCUGCUGAUGGAGACUAUAUCCACGCAGCGGCUUUAGUGAGCCAACCAGCCCUUUUCUCAAAAGAUCUUAUGCAUCAGCGUCCAGCCGGACCUGCAAUGGCACAUCCUUCACAAUCUGCUGGAAAAGCCUCUAUUUUGGAGGCUCUUCUCGAACCAGGGGUGAAACGAGCAUUGGUUGUUGGGAUUGGGAUCCAAAUACUGCAGCAGUUUUCUGGUAUCAACGGUGUUCUCUACUACACACCUCAAAUCCUUCAGCAGGCGGGAGUAGACGUGCUUCUCUCCAACCUCGGAAUUGGCUCCGACUCUGCAUCUUUCCUCAUCAGUGCAAUCACAAAUCUCUUGAUGCUUCCGAGCAUCGCCAUCGCUAUGAGGUUCAUGGACGUGGCUGGUCGAAGGUCACUGCUGCUGACAACAAUACCAGUUCUAGUAAUAUCCCUCAUAGCCCUCGUCAUCGGGAACGUUUUCGAUUUCGGAGAGGUCAUCCAUGCUGUCGUCUCCACCGUCUGUGUCGUGAUCUACUUCUGCACGUUUGUGAUGGGGUACGGACCGAUCCCAAACAUUCUAUGCUCGGAGAUCUUCCCCACCAGGGUCCGCGGCAUCUGCAUUGCCAUCUGUGCAUUGGUCUUCUGGAUAUGCGACGUCAUCGUCACCUACACGCUCCCGGUUAUGUUGACUUCAAUCGGCUUAGCUGGCGUAUUUGGGAUUUACGCCGUCGUCUGUGUCGUCUCGUGGAUAUUCAUAUUCUUGAGGGUUCCCGAGACCAAGGGCAUGCCGUUGGAGGUCAUCACGGAGUUCUUUGCCGUCGGGGCGAAGCAAGGGGCGGCGAAGAACGAGUAGACGACCAGAAGGAACCCGAUCAAUCGGCCGCAGCCCGUUGGCCUUGCUGACGUGGAUGGUGGACUGGUGCCAUCCCAAGCAGUUUUGUGCAGUGUAGCAUUGCACUUUGUAUCAUACAGUUGUUUUAAGCAUCAUUGUUGUGACAUGAGAGGUUUAUGGUUUGAAUCAUGAAACUUUUGGGCACAA
Molecule: messenger RNA, 2968 nt
Organism: Salvia hispanica
Lineage: Eukaryota; Viridiplantae; Streptophyta; Magnoliopsida; Lamiales; Lamiaceae
Source: RefSeq, a predicted model, not a curated record